Molecule: messenger RNA, 936 nt
Organism: Mycena indigotica
Lineage: Eukaryota; Fungi; Basidiomycota; Agaricomycetes; Agaricales; Mycenaceae
Product: NmrA domain-containing protein
Exons: 4
Coding region: 1-936 (311 amino acids)
Source: RefSeq, a predicted model, not a curated record
AUGGGCCUGCGUGAUAUGGCUUUGACUAUAUACAAGGAGCUACAAUCCUGGCUGAUACCGCGACUCUUGCUUGCAGCGGAGAGCGACUGGGCCAAAUGCCCGCCUUCACAUCCUUCGCGGUUUUUGGCGCGGGGGCUUAUUGGGGCGCCAAUCGCGCGGGCGCUGCUUGCCAACGGUGCGAAUGUCGUGGUCAUUGUCCGACCCGGCUUCCGCCAGCGGUUAGCGCUACCGCCGGAGAUUCCACUGCAUGAACUGGAGUGUUCGGAGUACGAGGCUCUCAAGCAGCUCCUCGCAGCAAACAGGGUGCAAGUGGUCAUAUCCACGAUUUCGGCGGCAGACGUCGCUGCACAGCAUAUCUUAGCAACGACCGCACAGGAGGCGGGUGUUCAGCUGUUUGUGCCCUCGGAAUUCGGUAUCGUCACGGACAGUGUGCCUGACUUUGCUGCUGUGAUUGAGCACUUGAAAAGUCGCAACUUUCCAUAUACGCGGUUCUACGUCGGGUUCUUCAUUGAGACGAUUCCCGCAAUGAUGGGUUUGACUGUGAACUCCAAGAUCAACGUGGUCGGCUUUGGGAACAUGCCCUGCUCCUUUACUUCGUCGGAGGACGUAGCAGGCUUCGUUGCACACGUCUUGACCACCGUCCCUCCCGAGAGUCUGGCAAACAAGACAUUUCGGCUGGAGGGGGACAGGUCGACCCUUUCCGAUCUGGCCAUCUUGUUUGACACAGAGCUGAACUUCGUCGAAAAGGUACCGGGGCGGAUGGGAGACCUGUGGACCAAGAUGCAGAAAGCAGCUGAAUGCGGCAUGGCGAGCACGGGCUGGGAUGUGGCCGGGUGUGGAGAAGGCAGAGAAGAGUGUGCAGGUUGCACGAAUUCGCUGUGGGAAGGACAUGAGUGGAUGAAGAUUGUAACAUUUUUCAAGCGCCAGAAUUCAUAA